Molecule: messenger RNA, 1170 nt
Organism: Nannizzia gypsea CBS 118893
Lineage: Eukaryota; Fungi; Ascomycota; Eurotiomycetes; Onygenales; Arthrodermataceae
Product: 2-oxoisovalerate dehydrogenase subunit beta
Exons: 2
Coding region: 1-1170 (389 amino acids)
Biological process (GO): branched-chain amino acid catabolic process; response to nutrient
Molecular function (GO): catalytic activity
Source: RefSeq, a predicted model, not a curated record
AUGGCGUCCCGAACAGGCGUGAGACGGCUGCUAUCAAGGGCACAGUAUGGCAACGCCCGUCUAUACUCGUCCCAUGCCCCCGGGGCGAAGAUGAACCUGCCGGUCAACUACGCAGCCACGCCGCUGCUGCACCAUGCUCCCUCCUCGCUCGCCUCGAACAAGGAGCUGCCGGCCAACGCUCCCACCAAGCGCCUGAACCUGUACCAGUCCAUCAACGCAGCUCUGCGAAGUGCCCUGGCCGCUGACGAACGGGUGCUGCUGUUUGGCGAGGACGUGGCCUUUGGUGGUGUCUUCCGCUGCUCUGUCGACCUGCAGACCGAGUUUGGCUCCGAGAGAGUCUUCAACACUCCGCUGACCGAGCAGGGAAUCCUCGGAUUCGGCAUUGGAGCAGCCGCCGAAGGGUUCAAGCCUGUGGCGGAGAUUCAGUUUGCAGACUACGUCUUCCCAGCCUUUGACCAGAUUGUCAAUGAGGCGGCAAAGUUCAGAUACCGUGAGGGCAGCACCGGCGGCCACGUUGGCGGGCUCGUCGUCCGGAUGCCGUGCGGUGGUGUAGGCCACGGUGCUCUAUACCACUCGCAGUCCCCCGAGGCUCUCUUCACUCAUGUUCCCGGCAUGCGUGUUGUCAUACCUCGUUCCCCCACGCAAGCCAAGGGUCUCUUGAUCAACGCUAUUUUGCACUGCAACGACCCCGUCAUCUUCAUGGAACCCAAGAUCUUGUACCGUGCAGCAGUCGAGCAUGUCCCCACUGAAUCUUAUACCUUACCUCUCGACAAGGCGGACGUCAUUAAGCAGGGAGCUGAUGUCACCGUCAUCUCUUACGGCCAGCCGCUCUAUCUCUGUAGCCAAGCCAUUGCUGCCGCCGAGAAGGACUUCAAGGGCGCCACCGUUGAGCUCAUCGAUCUCCGAUGCAUCUACCCCUGGGACCGUGAGACUGUGCUCAAAAGUGUACGCAAGACCGGCCGUGCCAUCGUUGUGCACGAGUCCAUGAUGAAUGCCGGCGUGGGUGCCGAGGUAGCUGCCAGUAUCCAGGAAGGCGCUUUCUUGAGUCUCGAGGCUCCCGUCAAGCGUGUCACCGGCUGGGAUGUUCACACUGGCCUCAUUUACGAGCGUUUCAACAUGCCAGACGUCACCAGAAUCUACGACGCCAUCAAGGAGGCUCUGCACUACUAA